CUGGCGCUCAUCUUCCCGGCUUUCCUUGCACGACAAAUUGGCAAGGUCAUUGAACAAAAGUCAAAACCGGGGGGUAACUUGACUAGCAUUGUGGACAUGGGAAUGCCAGGCAGUUAGACCCUCCUCUUCCGAACCUCAGGCCAUGGACAGACAAUUCCUGCGCCGCGUUGUGUCGUUACGCAACUCUCUUUCUAUCCGUCGCAGAGGACACGAAUCGCCUGUCGAUCUCGAAGGGCUUAUCCAGAUUCGUCACUGGCAGUCGACACACCGGUCAGCAGGGGUUCGGAAUUCAUGCAUGUGCUCUUGCGCCUGCAGGUGCCCGUUCCAGGGCCUUUGUUUUCCAUCGAUGCGACCUCUGUCACCCAUUUUGAUGAUCACCUCGCGGUUGUGUGAUCAACAGAGUUUCGCGGAGGUGCUUGGAGAAGAGUCCGACAUUGCAAGGGCAACUGAUGGUGGAUAUACUUUGGUCGCGUUGUUUACGCGUUUUGAGAACACGCCAUGCCAUUUCCCAUCGACUCUCCCUGCAACCACUUUCAAGAAAUGGUUUAUUGCCGAUAGCUGAGUCGUCAAGGUCCUCGGAGUAUCCCGCCCCCAAUGUUAGACGCCGACUUGAACUUGAUCUGACCUCCUGUAUCUCGCAGGCAUGGCCGCAUCUUGGCGCAAUUGGUCCUUGACGAGACCGAUGCUGAUGCUCAGAUUUCCGGCCAGUUCACAU
This is a messenger RNA of Macroventuria anomochaeta, 715 nucleotides long. RefSeq lists its product as uncharacterized. The record is from RefSeq and is a predicted model, not a curated record. Bases 143 to 562 code for a protein of 139 amino acids. Lineage: Eukaryota; Fungi; Ascomycota; Dothideomycetes; Pleosporales; Didymellaceae. The transcript has a single exon.